CGGGCAGCGCUCGGCGCGGGGCGGGCGCGGGGGGGCGGCGGGGCCGGGCCGGGGGCGCUGCGGGCGCUGCUGCCGCCACGCACCGGGGACCGCCGGGGGGUCCCGGCUCCGGGGCCUCCUCGCCAGCGGCGAGUGCGCGGCGCCGGCCCGGCCGAGAGGCGUCGUCGGCGCGGCGCGGCCGGAUCGCUCCUUGCCGCGGUGGCUGCCAAGGGACCGUCGCCGUCUCGUCGCCUCAGCGCCGCUGUCUGGGCCCGGCGCGCGCCGCCGCCCGCCUCACCUUUCGUCCCUGGCCGGGCCUGCGGGAUGUUCAUCUUAAAGAUUCUGUGAAGAUGAAAAGGGAUAUCUUAUGGCUUUAUGAAAUAUAAAGCAAUACUGUCUGACAUGACGGCAAAAAAUGUUGGUGUGACUUCCACAAAUGGAGACUUGAAAGGAUUUAUAGAUCAAAACCAGAGUCCAACAAAAGGCAAUAUUUCAGUAAUCACAUUGCCAGUUUCCAGCACCAACUCUCCGACUAAGAUUUUGCCAAAAACCUUGGGACCAAUCAAUGUGAAUGUUGGACCCCAAAUGAUCAUAAGCACACCACAAAGACUGAGCAGUUCAGGGAGUGUUCUGCUUGGGAGUCCAUAUAACCCAGCUCCAACCAUGGUCACACAGACACACAUAACAGAGGCUUCCGGCUGGGUCCCAGGGGAGCGAAAACGGACUCAAGAAAUUAUAGAGUCAGAUUUUUCAGAAAGUAAGAGAAGCAAGAAAGGAGAUAAAAAUGGGAAGGGUCUGAGGCAUUUUUCAAUGAAAGUUUGUGAAAAAGUUCAACGUAAAGGAACAACUUCAUACAAUGAAGUAGCUGAUGAACUCGUAUCAGAAUUCACUAAUUCUAACAGCCACCUACCAACAGAUUCACAAGCUUAUGAUCAGAAAAAUAUUAGACGGAGAGUUUACGAUGCCCUCAACGUCCUGAUGGCAAUGAACAUCAUUUCAAAGGAGAAGAAGGAAAUCCGAUGGAUCGGCCUUCCCACAAACUCAGCUCAGGAAUGUCAGAAUCUAGAGAUAGAAAAACAGAAACGGAUUGAAAGAAUAAAACAGAAGCGAGCCCAACUGCAAGAACUUCUACUGCAGCAAAUAGCAUUUAAAAACUUGGUACAAAGAAAUCAGCAAAAUGAACAGCAAAAUCAAGGCCCUCCAUCUUUGACCUCCACAAUACAGCUGCCUUUCUUAAUAGUCAACACUAGCAAAAGAACAAUUAUAGACUGCAGCAUAUCAAGUGAUAAAUUUGAAUACCUCUUUAAUUUCGAUAAUACUUUUGAGAUUCAUGAUGACAGCGAGGUGCUGAAGAGAAUGGGAAUGUCCUUUGGGCUCGAGGCAGGCAAAUGCUCAGCUGAGGACCUAAGAACUGCAAAAUCACUGGUGCCAAAAGCCUUAGAAGGCUACAUCACAGAUAUGUCUGCUGGAUUUUCAUGGAUAAACCAAGGGUUACUUUCAAGUCCAGCACAAGCAGUUUCCCAUUUUGUGGCAGCUGGAGGCGCUUACGAUGCUAAAUCAAGUGAGAAUCCAGGGUUGUGUCUGGAUGCUGAAGUGGCCUUAGCAACUGGGCAGCUGCUUGGCCCUAGCAGUCAGCAGUCCAGCAGUGCAGCGUCCCGGGGGGAGACACCCUGCUCCUUCAACGAGGAGGAUGAAGAAGAGGAAGAUGAGGAUUCUUCCUCCCCAGAAUGAGGACAGUAGAAAAUGAAAUAUACAAAAUGCUGCUCAAAUAUUCUUAAUGGGAGUUCCUGUUUGGAUUUUACUGGUUUCUUGCCUUGGUGUUCACUGUGUUCGGUGAACCAAAAUGGAAGCUUCAAAACAAGUUUAUCCUUAGCUGAAAUUGAAGAAUUGUAUAACUGAACACGGAGUGACAUGCAGAGGCAGAGCAAUGUGGGUUUUAUAAACUGUAAAUGAGGAAAAGAACAAAGUCCCUGGAGAUUUGGCAAAGCAAACUUUAAGUUCAUCUUCUCCAUUUUGGGACUCUCUGUCUUUCCCUUGUCUUUUUCAGACGGAGAAGAAAACAGUCAGUCAGUAAAAGCCAAUUCUUGCAUCGUCUUUUGGCUUCAGAAAAAGGGGGAGCGAGCACUUGCAAAUGUGCUAAAAUCGUUAUUUAAAAUUAUCUUUUAUGAAAGUGCUUAUAGGGAAAAGGGGCUGUUAAAAUGUUUGCUUUUUUCUGUUCAAUUUGCUGUAUAGAAGAUUCUUAAAGUAAUAUAAAUUGCAAGUGAUUAAAUGAAUCUUGAAAUAGCUUAUAUCCAUUUUAGAUACUCUAAAAGUAACAUUAGUAUAAAAGGUUCAUAUGUUCAUUUAUAUUGCAGGCCUAAUUUAUUAUAAGUGAUUAUUCUUAGCCAUUAUUAAAACAGGAAACAAACAGUAUUCUCUGCACCAGCUUUUUUCAAGGACAAUAAGUAAAAAAAAAUUGUAUUUCUAGAUUACAGCAUAUUCAGUGUAGCUUCUCUUUUACUGUUCUAACUUUAUACAAUCCCUUUGAUGUUAGAGCAUGUCUUGUUUUUUAAAAAGACCUCUCACCAUGUUAAGGAUCUCAGGCAGCAUGUUUUCAAGGCACUCUUUUCAAAUUUGGGAUGGUGGGCAGGUCACAUAACUUUUAAAGUCAUAGGCUGAGGUUCUUAGGAAAAAAAAUAAAAUUUCAACAAUACAUCAUUUUAUGUUUUGCAUUCUGGUCAGCUUGGAUUCUGACAGAGUUUUUUAUCAGUAACCAGUUGCACUCACCUUGAUGCACCUUUGAAAGUUGUAUCAAACCACUUAAAAUAAUCCUUUGCUCAAGUUAACCAACACAUAUCCCAUGUUAACUGUUAAAUUAGACUUGCAGCAGGAGGCUGUGUUUUUCAUGGCUAACAUCACAUCCAAGUAUAAAGACCUUUAAAAAAACCCCAAACCCCUUGAAUAUCAAUGCAAAAUACACUGUAGAUGUACUCUUCCCAUGGUGUUGCAGCUUCCAGGACUUUGCCUAGCCUCCGAGUUAACUGUUUUCCAUGAGGUAAAUCCUUCCAGUUUUUGCACUGCCUGUAGGUGGCUGCUCUGUGUCUCAGCUGUCUGAGGCAGCUGUCCUGGCUCUGUUCCUGUGCGGGGGGAUGAGGCAGCUUCUGCUGUUCCUCACCUGAGCCCUGGCAGCAGCUACCCCUGGGCUGCUGGCAGCGUCACUCCCACAGCCUGGGCUGUGUCCAGAUCAUCUUUACAGCCAAACCUGCACUCGCUCAGGCCAGCAAGAUCCAAAAGCACCAAGCCUGAGCUACAGAGAGAAAAUGAGGCUGCACUCAAGAGCUGCCUGGCUGUGUGCAGGAGUUAGCACAGGGCUGACACUCUCACAGGACAGGUAAAACUGAGGAGCAGACAAGCACCAGCCACAUGUUUACAUUACAAACGAAAGCAUCAGAAACUCCUCACAGAUAGUUCAAACUCCAGCGUGUGAGGAGUACCAGCAUGUAGGUAUGGCUCCUGACUGAGCUCUCUGUUCUACACAAAUGAAGGGCAAAUGCACAAACUGAAGUGCCGACCCUUGGGGCAAGACUGUUCAGACCAUCCUGUGCUCAUGGCUCACAGGCAGCAGCAGAACGAGGGCUUUACUCCCCUCCCUUCCACCGAAUCUGUAACACUACCUCGAUACCAGAAAAGCUUUACAGAUACUAAGGAACGUUCUUGCUGAGGGAGUCAGUGCAUUGAGCCAAGCGGGUCACUUCAGAGAUGGGGGGAGAAGGGAACAGGUACUCCACACACAUUACUAUGGAAUUGUCAGCUUCAUGAUUGACAUUUCAUUUAAACAGAUCAUCACUUUCAUCAUUAAAAACCCCAUUGCUUUUUCAAAAACUGCCCUAUUAGUCAGCUUUCAUUGGAGAGGGCAGAUCAAAGAUAACUUAUGCAUGACUCUAAGGAAUUCUUAAAGAGGGAAAUAGCUUCCAAAGUAAUUCUACCUCCCUCCCCCCAACAAUACAUUAGGGACACAUUUAACUUCACACUUUCUUCACACUUCCCAGUCAAGAUCUGUGUAAAAAGAAAAACCAGCAAAACACUAAUCAGUUCCUAAAGAGCAGUUUGAACUCUAAGAACCUGGCAAAAAAAGGCUUCCAGCCCAGAAACUGAAUGUAUUUCAUUAGCAGUCAGUGGGCUUUCUGCUUUAAAGGGGAAAGAUCUUCAGUGACACCUUUCCUCCACUGGAGUCUGUGCCCUUCAAAGCUGCAGCCUGCACAGCUGCUUGCUUUCUGGCAAUACAUCAUUGAUCAAACUAUCAAAUUUAAAGAUAAAAAAUAAAAAAUAUGGGAGCACAUAACACUUAUUUGACAGUUGAACCAAGCCUUUAAAAGUUAUUUUUCCUGGACUAGUUAAACACAAAGUACAAAACAAGUUAGAACAUUUAGAAGAGACUUCAAAAGUAAAUUCUUUCCUUGGGCUUCUUUGUGCCAAGUACCAGCUGAGGAUGAAGUUCAACUGAGGCACAGCAGUCUUGUGGCUACACUAAAGUCUGGGAACUAGGAGAAUUUGGGGCCUUAUCCAGCCACAGUCACUUGUGUAUGAUCUCAGGCAACCCUUUCAAUCAUUCCUGGUGAUCUUAGCUGCCAUAUUUUUAAAAGAAACAAAACCCACAAACCAAAACAGGUAAAUGCAAGGCAGCUGCCUCAUUAAAGGCAGCUGCUGCAAUUGUGAGUAAGGGGGCUGAGAAUAUUAACAAACCACAGAGCUCCCACGAAGCUCCCGGCAGUGCUUGUGCUCAGCUCCCUCCUGCUGAGAGCCAGCAAACACUUUCCACAAUGAAAUGGUCGUGACCAAGACUGGCCUUCCCAUUUUCUGUUCACUUCCCAUCAUCAUCUCCUGUCUCAUGCAACAUCCCUCAUAUUCAUUGACAGGAAUCAAGCAGCAACAGGUACUAGAUCCUACUUCGUAUAAGAAAAAGUUAACAUUUAAAUUUUCAUGCAACUUAUAUUUAAGAUAAAUUUAAGUGAUGUUUCUGUGUCUUGGAAAACUGUCUUGGUUAUACAUUCAGGAGGCACUUGGCUGCAAGCAAUAUAAUACUGUAUGUAAAUGCCUUUAUAGCUAUAGUGCAGUAAACAACUUCAUUUCUGGACUAACUUUGUGGUGCUUGAAAAAUCUUAAUUUGACUUAAAAAAACUUGUCAGCUCCACUAUCUAGAUGAAAAAUUACAAGUGGGAGACAGCAUUUUUCUAUUAUGUGGAAAUCUGACAUAAUGUUUGUGGAUUUUGAUACUUAAAAUUGUAUUAAAGUGCACCAGUCUUAUUUCUAAUUGUCAACAAUCCACCUAAUCUCAGAAAGUGUAUGUAUCUAGCAAAUAAGACCAGUUCAACUGAAGGUAUGACUUAAACCAACACCAUUAAACCCAGUACAAGCCCUUCUGUAGGUGUUUCAGUUUUGGUUAAGGGGCUUUUAAUUUUUAACCUACAGUUUGCAAAUACCCCGAAAUCCUUUUGAGUAGCUGAAAAUUGCCAAGGAUAGAGAAUUCCCACAGAAGGGCUUCUGCUGAUCGACUAUGUCAGCCUGAAGUAAAAUUAUGUAAAAAGGCCUAAUAACCAAAUUUUAAUCCUUUUGGUUUUUUAAAGAGAAACAAGGCCUUCAAGUUCAUGUUCAUACAUGAAAUAAUGCUUGAAUUUAGAAUUCCACAGUUAAGGUUUAAAAGCUCAAGUGCUCUUUCUUUUGACCAAAUCCACCAUUUUAAUUCAAGAGUAUGGCUGAAACUUAACCAUAUUUGAAAUCUGGGCAAUACUUCUUUUUUGUAGUUAACUGGCCCUUUUCAGCUGAAAAUAAUCCAGGCAGUUGAUUGUAAAGACUUUCCUUUUAGUGAGUUAAAGAUGUUUGGGGUUUGGAUUCAUUUAAAAACAAAGCCAGUACCACAGUGUAUGGCAUAGAGAAAACAAACCAAAGCAAGCUAUCUUCUGCCUGACCCACCUCAUUUAUAGAUUUUCAUUGCAGGAAUCUCUCAGGAACAUCGUGAUAUUAAAUAACCAGAUGUAAUGAGCUGGGGAAAGACUAUGCGUGCUUCUUUUAAUGUGUGAUUUAAAAAAUUGUAGUAAUAGCCAUACUUCGAGGUGACAUCCCUCUGCUGCAGUUGGUGAAGGUGAGGCUUCUGAGGCUGAAGGUGUCUCAGGUGUCAGCACUGAAGUGGUGCCUCUUGCAGCAUUACUGGUGAACAGGGGAGGGAGAGGCCAAGCAUCUGUUUAUGGAGAUUUGUUCUUUAAGAUGUGCCACUUCUUGAAUUCUGGCCUCUGUCUGCAAGCAGUGCACCAAUGAAUCAUUUGUUAAUUUGUGCACAUCACACACCAACCUGAGCACAUGAACAGCUCUAAAUACUUAAUUUUCUGCUGGCAGGUGUUCACACAACUGAUCCUGAUACCAUAAAACUUCAUGAAACUCAUUCCUUAGACUUAACAUAAGUUCCCCAAUCAGAUGAUCUCUUUCCUGUUUAGCUGUUAGAAUUUCGUCUGGUGAGUAUUUUUAAGAGGCUGUGAGUAACUCUUCUUCCCCCCAUCCAGGUAUAUUGCCAAAAAAUACCCAUAACCAAUGUUACUCCUAGUACUGAAGGGGCUGUUUAUCGAAGCUCUUCAGAGUCACUGUCCACCUUUAAUACCUUGUCUGUCCACCCAGAGAUCAGACAGAACCAAAACUUUUAUUUCUGCUUCCAUACUUUUGACAGUACCGAAGAAUCCAACGUUUAGGAUAGCCACCUAAACUGCAGGACACCAAAAAUCCUUGCUCAAAAUUGUGCAGAAGUAACAGCUGAGAUCUAACCAUCCAAAUCCCAAGGGAAAGCUUGCUGCUUAGGAACACUAUGGAGCAAAUAAAUACUUCUGCAUUUAUCUAAGAAGAAAAGCAGACUGACCUGGGUCAUGUCAGUAUCUGUAACAGCCACAAUAAUUCCCAGCAGAUACAGGAACCUCCCAGUAGCCCAAACCUGCAUCUCUUCUUAGUCUCCUGUAUUGGCUAGAAAAGUGCAGUCACUUAAAUCUGAUUUCUCUAAAUGCCAUUCUUAAGUACUCCACACUUUCCAAGCACAGGUACGUUAGAUAUAUGGACACCAUGGGAUAGCAGGAUAUAGCAAUGUCAAAUUUAAAUCCAGUUUUAGAUGCCAAUCCAACUCAUCUAUGCAGAAACUUUUUCCAAGACAAAAUGAGUCUUUCCUGGUGAGUUGGUUUUAGCCCAUUCUCAUCUCCAGGCUGAGUGAAACACUCGUCCCUGACCUUGCCUGGUUCCUGUGCUGCCCCUGCUGCCCACCCACACAAGCCAGGCAGCCAGAGGGAAAAUCACCACACACCCACAGCCCUCCCUGCAGACAGUUUCAGGUCACACACAACUACACUGAAUGGCCACAGAAGUGAAAAUGAUCAGAAAAGGUGAAGUCCGCAAAAGCAGUCUCCAGGCUUUUUGAUGGGUUUGUUAAAUUGCUAUUGCAACUUUAACAAUCAGUAGAUUUGGUUGUACUGAUGCAGGGAGUAAGUGAAUCUCCCAGAAUUUCCCCAGGGAAACACCAGCUGAAUCACAACCCAUCACACAAGUUUCUGAAACAUUCCCUUAUCUUAAAGGCCAUGCUGUGUAUAUGAAAAAACUUCAGAGAAGCCUAUGCAAAUGUUAUAACAUACAUUGUUGACAAAUGUUGUGACUGUAUCUCCCAAGCACCUACUGUAAAAGAAUGAAUCCUGCUUUGAAGGAACCUGCAAGAAGCAGGAUGUGAGCCUGUGCUCAGUCCUCAGGCCCUGACUGUAACCCAUGCCCUGGGAGCAAGGCCCAGCCUUUGUGUUUGCAUAUCCUACACGGCAUCAGGGCCAGCAAGCACAGGCAGAGUUUUACACCAGGGCUUGUUUGUUGGCACCUGGGGGAUGAUCUGGCAGUGGGUGAGUCCUUGGCAAGGCCUGGUGCUGAAUUCUUGAUGCUGAUGUGCCAUCAGCCCAUGUUGUGAAGGUGCUGCAACAUGCAGCAAGGGGCAGAAAAGGCAGGUCCAGCCCUCCAUCCCCCCUUACAGUAGCACUUUUUAAUAUCCACUAGAUUCUACAUGGAAGUAAUUGUAGAGACACUUCCUUUUUAUAUUUAAAAUGCAGAAACCACUUGAAAGUCCAUUAACUUUUAAAUUAAACUUUAAGAACAAGGCCAGUCAUGGACAAAGCUAUUUAAUGACCUCCAACACUGAACUCAAAGCAGGGUUUUGUAAACAUGGUGGGUGGGAAGAGGCAAAUCCAAUUACAAGUAUGCCAAUUAUAUGGGAUUUGAAGUUUUAAUUAAUUUUUUUAAUCUACUCAUCUUGCUCUCCCAACAUGUGUAUUGGCACAAAGUGUCACACAAACACUUCAGUGGAAAUUUUUCUCCCUUUUCUUGUGCUAAACUCUUGUAUCUUCAGGAAAGCCUGAGUUUCCCACUCAUCUUCAUUCGCUGUAUAUUUUUGAGUUCUCAAUAGAUUUCUUUCUUUCCAAAUACCUAUAAAUUAAAAACUAAAGUUUUAUUUUUGCAGAAAGUCUGCUAUUAAGCUAUGCUGAUUUUUUGUCCUGAUCAAAUAGUGUUAAUUUCCACUACCACAUUGUACGUGGCUAGGAGUAGUGUAAAAAAGAAUGUGGUAGUAUUUUAUGUGCUUUAAACACUGACAAAGAUAUAAAGAAAAAUGCAUAUACAAAGUUUUACUUUCCUAAUAGGAACACUGGCAUUAGCAAAUAGUAUAUUUGAACCAAUAGGAAAUAUUACUUUGUAGUAGCAAACACUUUGUAAAUAAAAACUUGUUAUUUUUUUAAUGGAAAUUUUAUAGAAGCUUUUUCUGUAUACUCAACUGAUCCCAUGUUUACUGAAAAUGCUGCAAGUGGGAAUUGUACAUUGCAAAUGGGGGUGGGGAGCAGACAGUCUGACUGAGGUGAAAGCUGUGUAUGCUUUGGAGAAGAACGUCCAGUUUUAUGUGAACUGAAAUGUAAACCUUAACUGUAGAAGAACUGAAUAAAAUAAUUUCAAGGCAACAGGA
Messenger RNA from Prinia subflava (tawny-flanked prinia), 8974 nucleotides. RefSeq names its product transcription factor Dp-2 (gene TFDP2). The transcript has 13 exons. Gene Ontology annotation, biological process: regulation of transcription by RNA polymerase II; regulation of cell cycle. Bases 355 to 1710 code for a protein of 451 amino acids. Gene Ontology annotation, molecular function: DNA-binding transcription factor activity, RNA polymerase II-specific; RNA polymerase II transcription regulatory region sequence-specific DNA binding. Gene Ontology annotation, cellular component: nucleus; transcription regulator complex. The record is from RefSeq and is a predicted model, not a curated record. Lineage: Eukaryota; Metazoa; Chordata; Aves; Passeriformes; Cisticolidae.